UCAACAUCGAACAAUUUCGAUAUUUUUUUCUGACAAGAGUGAACAAUUUCGAGUUGCAUCUUACAUAUUUGAUCAGUUGUAAAAAAAAAAAGGAAGCACCCAAAAUCUGAGGUCAAUUGGGUUGUUUAAUUUUUGUUCUGCGUGAAUUUGAUGGGAAAAUCAGUUGAAUCUGUGAUUAGGCUUAAAGAAUUAUCGCGGGUUGUAUCAUCAUCUGCAAAAUCCAAUAGACCAAAGACAACCCAACCUAUAUCUCCGAACCGGGUCACCACUCCACGAACCGCGAAACAAGACCGCACUGUUAAGGUGGAACCGCCGAAGAAGAUAGAAGCUUUGGAAUCUCGAACACCACUCGCCAGGGUGGUCGCUUAUUGCUCUAAGCGGUGGUUUCAAGAUACACUCAAGGGGGCUAAAGCUGGGGAUAGCUCCAUGCAAGUUUUGGUUGGUCAAAUGUAUAAUUCUGGCUAUGGUGUUCCUCGAGAUCCUCAAAAGGGACAUGCUUGGAUUAGUAGAGCAUCAAGAAGUCGAAAUUUAGUCUGGAAAGUAAGCGAAAAACAACCAGGUUACAGAGCAAGUGAUUCGGAUUCAUGUGAAUUGGAGAACAAAUCUACUCCUUAGUUUGCAAGCAUGAAGCUGCUGUGUUGUUCAUUUCCACAAAGACUGCAUCUCUCAACUCUAUUCCAUUUGUUUCAAAUGAGUAUCCUUAACACUCUUCACCUUAUCUCGGCGGUCCUGCAUUCAUUUGACAUUACUGUCUGGUUGAUGAAGAAGAAGUGUUUGAAAUUCAUGUUUGAGUUUGCUGCAUUGGGCCGCAAGUAUUACCAUGCAUGUCUCACUAUACAAGUCAACUAUGUCUUCUUUCCAUCUUAAAAAAAAAAUGUCUUCAUUCAACGUUUUAAAAUAAACUUAAUAUUUUGGUAAAAGAAAAUAAACCUUAUGUUGUAUUUUAUAUACGUAAGUACCGGUGUUGCGGUAAAUAUCGAACACUUAGAUCAACUUUGUUAAAUUUAUAGCUUCUUGUGGUACAAGUAAUUUUUAUGAUUCAAAAAUUCAAUUAAAUGAAAAGAACGUUAUUCUCA
Messenger RNA from Cicer arietinum (chickpea), 1076 nucleotides. RefSeq lists its product as uncharacterized. Gene Ontology annotation, molecular function: protein binding. Lineage: Eukaryota; Viridiplantae; Streptophyta; Magnoliopsida; Fabales; Fabaceae. The record is from RefSeq and is a predicted model, not a curated record.